UGUUGUAGCAACCGUCUAAAGGCUCAACCGCGUGGAAAUUUCAUCUGCAGUUGGUUGUGUUUUAGUAAUAGUAGCUAAAUUUAAACUGAAGCCGCGAUAUGUUCUCUAAAAUAUAUUUUUCUGCGUGUUUUCACCUUCGUCUUGGAUAAAGUUAGCUUAUUUGUGAAACUGCAGCUAAGAUGCUAAGGUAGCAAAUCACGCUAACCUAAACAUUGUUUCAGUCCGUAGAUAACGUUGCAUCUGUCCGUGCUUUGUUUUUAGUAAACUAGUUUUCUGAUGAAAUAAAUAGUUGGUCAGUAUGUCGGCUGUAAACAACCUCGUCCCUGCUCGGUUCUUGACUAUCACAGCUCACCUUGUCAUCGUGAUCACGAUCUUUUGGUCGAGGGAGAACAACAUAAAGGCUUGCUUGCCUUUGGAUUUCACUCAAGAGCAGUAUGAAGAUGAGGACAGGAAGUUGGUGGUGGCUCUUGCAGUCACACUCGGUCUAUUUGCUAUAGAGUUGGCCGGAUUCUUCUCUGGAGUGUCCAUGUUCAACUGCAGCCAAGGUCUCCUGUGUAUCCUUUAG
Messenger RNA from Plectropomus leopardus (leopard coralgrouper), 565 nucleotides. The record is from RefSeq and is a predicted model, not a curated record. NCBI's taxonomy places the organism in Eukaryota, Metazoa, Chordata, Actinopteri, Perciformes, Serranidae.